AUGGAUUUGGAUACUCAAGGACCGAAGUCACUGACAUGGCAGUACACUGCGGACUCCAUUCUCAAGUACGACGUACGUUUUCUGAGUGUAUGUGGUCUUUGGCCACUACAAGGCUCGCGAUUGUUUCGCAUCUUUACUGUCACCAUCAUCACGCUAUGUUUGGGUCACAUUGCCGAAGCCGGUAUCAACCUCUGCACACUGCGAGGCGAACUGGAAGACUACACACUGGCGCUGUCCAACGUGUCGGUGAUCAUCGUCGGCGUGCUCAAGGUGGCGAUCUUCCUCCGUGACGAGGGCAGCUUGUGUCGGCUGGUGCGCUGGUUGGAUGCGCUGGUCAAGCGACAGACGGAGUACGUGCGGGGCCAGCCGCGUCGCGAAGCGAUCUUCAGGGAAGCUCGGCAGCGCGCCAGUCGCAUCUCAAAAGGUCUGGACGCGUACAACGUCUCCCUGCUCUUCGUAUGGAUUCUUGCACCACUGAUUGCAUCCCCGGGCGACAAGAGACUACCCCUCCAGCAACUCCCAAUGGCGAACACGACCGCCUUCCCCCUGUACGAGUUGUCCUACGCCUUACAGGCUAUCUCUCUGACGUUCAUCGCUUUAAUCAACGUGCAUAUGGACUGCUUUUUUACAGUAGUUAUGAUUCACAUAGCAGCUCAGCUAAAAAUUAUGGCCUCACGCAUUGCUGAUCUACAUCUGACCCGAAAUGAUGGUGGAAACUCGUCAGAAUCAAAAUUGGGAAAUAAUAGUUUGGUAAUGGAAGACCUGUACAAGCAGUUAUGCCUCUGCAUCCAUACUCACCAGGAUAUCACAAGGUUCAUCGUUCAUUUAGAAAAAGUGAUGAAUCCCAUCGCAAUGAUGCAGCUGGCUCUAGGAGUAUUCAACGGCUGCAUGCUCAUUUUCCCGGCAGCUUAUAGCGCUGAAAGUGGAUCUCUGCUGAAGAUUUUGGUGAGCGCGCCUGCAGUCAGCACGCAGUUGCUGCUCUACUGCCUCGGGGCUCACAGCGUGCGGGAACAGGGUGAGCGGGUGUCUCUGGCUGCAUACAGCUGUGGCUGGCCUGACGCCGACGCCAGAUUCCGGAAAGCCUCGCUGCUGCUCAUGGCGAGGGCGCAGAGGGCGCUCAGACUCACCGCCGGCGGCAUCUACCCCAUACAGAGGGCCACCUUCCUCUCGUUGCUGAACGCUGGUUACUCUUACUACGCGGUUCUUCAGAACUUCACUGGUCGCUGA
Schistocerca nitens (vagrant locust) is the source of this 1227-nucleotide messenger RNA. RefSeq names its product odorant receptor 43a-like. NCBI's taxonomy places the organism in Eukaryota, Metazoa, Arthropoda, Insecta, Orthoptera, Acrididae. The transcript is spliced from 5 exons. Gene Ontology annotation, cellular component: plasma membrane. Gene Ontology annotation, molecular function: olfactory receptor activity; odorant binding. Gene Ontology annotation, biological process: detection of chemical stimulus involved in sensory perception of smell; sensory perception of smell. The record is from RefSeq and is a predicted model, not a curated record. The coding region runs from base 1 to 1227 and encodes 408 amino acids.